Chondrus crispus (carragheen) is the source of this 909-nucleotide messenger RNA. RefSeq lists its product as hypothetical. Lineage: Eukaryota; Rhodophyta; Florideophyceae; Gigartinales; Gigartinaceae. The record is from RefSeq and is a predicted model, not a curated record. Gene Ontology annotation, molecular function: hydroxyacylglutathione hydrolase activity. The transcript has a single exon. The coding region runs from base 1 to 909 and encodes 302 amino acids.
AUGCUCAGCGCCUUCAUCACACACGCACCUUCGCCCCUCGCUCUAAGAGCGUCCAAAGCCGUAAGGCAUGCUACUACGUCGAACCCUGCCCGUUUCACUGCCUCCAUAGCCCCGGUCCCCCUCAACAAAUCCGUCGACGUCCACAUCGUUCCCAUUCUCUCCGACAACUUCUCCUAUUUAAUUCACGACAAGAAAUCGAACGUCGCCGCUGUCAUUGACCCAGCAGAUCCCCGCAGGCUACUUUCCCUUGCCAAUUCCCUCAAUGUCAACCUCACAACAGCCCUUGUUACCCACCACCACUGGGAUCAUGCCGGUGGCAAUAGCGAGCUCGCCGCCCUCGUACCCGGCAUCGAAAUUGUCGGCUCCGCUUACGAAGAUGCCGAAGCUGUAAAUGUCAAGAUGGAAACAGGCACAUCGCGAGCGAUAAAAGACUCUGACCUGUCGUACACGGCUUUGAAGACCCCUUGCCAUACAAUGGGGCACAUCUGCUUCUACUUUCAGACCGAGCAGCCAGCCGUUUUCUCUGGCGACACCCUCAUGGUGGCGGGCUGCGGAAAGUUUUUCGAAGGUGACGCCGCUGAUAUGGAAGUCUCACUCAACAAAACCCUCGCGCAACUCCCAGACCAAGCUCUUGUGUUUUGCGGCCAUGAGUACACCGUUACAAAUCUGUCAUUCGCACAGUCUGUCGAUCCCUCUAACCCCCGUGUCAAAGAGAAGCUUGCUUGGGCAAAGGAACAAGUUGCAAACCACCAACCUACUGUCCCAUCGACUAUUGGUGAUGAAAAGAUGUCCAACCCCUUCAUGAGAACAAGUCGCCCGGAGCUUGCCGAAGGUCUCGAUUUGAGAAAUGCUUCCGCUGCAGAAGUCAUGGGAGUCUUGAGAGAAAGAAAGAACAACUUCCGGCUGUAA